This is a messenger RNA of Aspergillus udagawae, 1056 nucleotides long. RefSeq names its product aromatic amino acid ammonia-lyase. Lineage: Eukaryota; Fungi; Ascomycota; Eurotiomycetes; Eurotiales; Aspergillaceae. The transcript has a single exon. The record is from RefSeq and is a predicted model, not a curated record. The coding region runs from base 1 to 1056 and encodes 351 amino acids. Gene Ontology annotation, molecular function: ammonia-lyase activity.
AUGCCAGGGAGGUACUCUGCUUCAGAACAAUACAGUCUUCCAGAUGAUAUAAUCAAAGGUAUGAUCGUUGUGCGCUGCAAUUCCAUCCUUCGAGGGCAUUCAGGCGUGAGGAUGGACAUCGCCGACUUUUUGAUGGAGGUCCUGGCAAAGGACAUGAUGCCCUUGAUACCCACACGUGGGAGCGUCUCUGCCUCUGGUGAUCUCACCCCACUCGCCUAUCUCGGCGGUUUGUUGGAAGGUAAUCCCGAUAUCCCGGUUAGGAUCACGGACAGGGGAGACUUCCAGAUUGUUUCUGCAGAUGAGGCGCUAAGGUGUGCUAAUAUGGCACCACUUAAGCUGCAGGGAAAAGAAGGUCUAGGACUAAUGAAUGGUACCGCUCCCAGCAGUAGUGCCGCUGCACUGGUGGUCCAUGACAGCCAUAUUUUGGCGGUAUUAGUACAGAUUUUGACUGCUCUGAGCACCGAGGCCCUCCAGGGAACGGUGAACAAUUACCAUGAUUUCAUUUCCACAUGUCGCCCCCAUCCUGGUCAACGGGAGGUAUCAGGGAAUAUCCGGAGAUUUCUUUGCGGCUCCAAACUCGCUCAGGGUAUGGAAGGGCAGUUAGCGGGCCUAGUGCAGGAUCGCUACGACUUACGCACCGCACCUCAGUGGAUUGGGCCGCAAGUGGAAGACUUACUCGCAGCAGACGGCCAGGUCAGCGUCGAGCUCAAUGCGACGACCGAUAACCCCCUCAUUGAUGCACAGGAGAACUCUUACCAUCAUGGAGGAAAUUUUCAAGCCACGGUAAUCACGUCCGCGAUGGACAAAACGCGGACGUCGCUACUCAUGCUAGGAAAGUUGUUGCUGGCACAGUCUCAACAGAUGGUCGAUCCACUAAUCAAUAACGGGCUGCCUCUCAACCUGUGUGUUGAGGACCCCAGUCUUUCAUUCACUGCCAAAGGGCUCGAUGUAAAUAUGGCCGCAUAUUGCUCGGAACUCGGCUUCUUAACAAACUCGGUGGUCAGCAAUAUACAUUCUGCAGAGAUGCGAAAUCAUGUGCAGCACAUAUAUAUAUAG